Messenger RNA from Papaver somniferum (opium poppy), 4586 nucleotides. RefSeq names its product calmodulin-binding transcription activator 4-like. Lineage: Eukaryota; Viridiplantae; Streptophyta; Magnoliopsida; Ranunculales; Papaveraceae. The record is from RefSeq and is a predicted model, not a curated record. Gene Ontology annotation, biological process: regulation of transcription by RNA polymerase II. Gene Ontology annotation, molecular function: protein binding; transcription coregulator activity; double-stranded DNA binding. Gene Ontology annotation, cellular component: nucleus. The coding region runs from base 301 to 3201 and encodes 966 amino acids. The transcript is spliced from 12 exons.
ACUUGGAAACAUCUCAGUGGACUAUGGUUCUGCGAAUCUUCAUAAUUACCACCUACCAAGACGAAGACCUCAACUUGAUUCGACUUGGAAGUUUGAUGGAUUCAAGUCAUUUUCCUUUCUAAUUCUUUCUUAAGACUAACUAUAAUUAAGUCUCUCCUUUUUAUCUGUCGGUUUCCUCACCAUAUAUAUUCAAUUUUCAGUUAUGGAGCUACUAAUUUUGAUUAAAUUUCAUUCUGAAAUGAGAGACAUUUAACAGAAGAACUUUCUGUCUGUAAAUAUUCUGUGUGGCUCAGGAAUACAAUGAAUGAUCCAGAUUCAGAAUAUGAUAUUAAUACACUGAUCCAAGAAGCUCAAGUUCGUUGGCUGAGGCCGGUUGAGAUCCAAUUUAUAUUACUGAAUCAUGAUGGGAUUUACCCCUUUACUGAAGUUGUCCCUCAAAACCCACAGAGUGGUUCAUUAUUCCUUAUCAAUAAGAAUGUGACCAAGUCUUUUCGUAAAGAUGGUCAUAAUUGGAAAAAGAAGAGGUCCGGUAGAACUGUUGCUGAAGGUCAUGAAAGACUCAAGGUAGGAGGAGUUGAAGUUCUGAGUUGUUAUUAUGCACAAGGAGCGGAGAAUCCUAAUCUUCGUAGGCGAAUAUAUUGGAUGCUGGAUCAGGCAUACCAUCACAUAGUUCUUGUUCACCACAGAGUCUAUACAGAUAUCAAUGAGGGAAGACGCAGUGCAGAGUCGAGCUCAACACUGAACUUUCCCUCUGUUUCAAAUACCGGGUUCCAAAUAGCACCAAACCAGGCUGCUGCUUCUGCAGUUAGUGAGUCAUACGGAACAUACCUAGAUCCAAGUCCAUUUAGUUCAGGGUCCAUGGAUCUCAUUCCCGAUUUACUUGACGAAAAGCUGUUUGAAGAAUGGGAUUCUCCAGAAGACAUUUGCAGUUUGAUGGAUGCUGAUGAAGGCAGUCUAGCAGAACAAAGAAUUGUGGAAAAUUUGAAUGAGAAAUCAACAGAUACAGAAAUUUUACUUCAACAAAAUAUGUCUGACCUGGAUGAACUUCUAGCUGCACAACUUGGACCAGAUUAUGGGGAGAACGUUGUUCAUUCUUGUGAAAUUGAGAAGCCACAAUCUACUUCGGAAAGGGACAAAUAUACUACAGAUCCCUACAAGAACAAUGAAGAAUAUUUGUACCAGUUGCAAGAUCCUAGUGGUAAUAACACCCAGAAUAGGAACGUUCAUAUCCCCAUAUUUGGAGAGGCUUCAAACUUCUAUCCUACUGCUUCUAUCCAAGAAAGUUCCUUGCUUUUUGCAGUUGAUAAUUCUACAGUUUUUUCGUACUCUUAUGGAUUAAAUACACUUGAGGCCGACCCCAACUGCUACAGCACAUUGUUUGACGCAGAGACUCAGCUUGCUCCUAUUGAAGUAGUAUCAAGGUUAACUGUUGCACAGAGUCAAAAGUUCAGCAUUCAAGAAAUAUCCCCAGAAUGGGGUUAUGCUGCUGAGUUCUCUAAGGUCAUCAUUACUGGGUUAUUUCAUUGUAAUUCAUCAGAGCAUUCAUGGAAGUGUAUGUUUGGUGAUACUGAAGUUCCUGUAGAAAUUGUUCAAGAAGGUGUUCUUCGUCGCCAAACUCCUGGGCAGGUCUCUUUGAUUCAAGAAGGUGUUCUUCGUUGCCACACUCCUCCACAAUCUCCCGGAAAGGUCAGUCUGUGUAUCACAGUGGGUAAUCGAGAAGCUUGCAGUGAAAUAAGAGAGUUUGAAUUUCGCACAAAUCCAACGACCUGUAUUCAAAAUAAUAAUCUACCCAAAACAGAUGGCAUGAGGAGUGCAGAAGAACUGCAGUUACUUAUCAGAUUUGUUCAGAUGCUUCUUUGUUACCCAUCAACGGACAAAGAAGAUGGUAUUACCUCAAGAACAAAUGCAUCCGAAAAAUUAAAUGCAGAUGAAUAUUUGUGGGAAAACUUGAAACAUGCGGUCCUAGUUGGCAGUGAGAGUGAAUCCAGAAUCAUGGAUUCACUUUUGCAAGAACUUUUAAAAGAGAAGCUGCCGCAGUGGCUUCACUCCAAAUUCAAGGAAGGAGAAACUCCAGGUUCUGCUAAUUUGAAGAAAGAUCAAGAGAUAAUACAUGUGGUUGCUGGAUUGGGCUUUGAGUGGGCAUUAAACCUGAUUCUACGUUCUGGGAUUGGUAUUAACUUCCGUGACACCAAUGGAUGGACCGCCCUUCACUAUGCAGCCUAUUUUGGAAGGGAAGAAAUGGUCGUUGCACUGCUAGUUGCUGGAGCAUCUGCCGGUGCAGUGACGGAUCCUACGCCAGAAGAUCCGGUUGGAAAAACCCCUGGCUCAAUUGCCAUUUUUAGAGGACAUAAGGGAGUAGCAGGUUAUCUCUCAGAGUUGGCCCUAACUAGCCAUCUUCGAUCCCUUACACUGGAAGAAAGUGAUAAUUCUAAAGGACUCAGUGCGGCAGAGGCAGAGAUAGAAGCUGAAAGCCUCUCAAAUGGGAUCCUUGAUUGCACCGACGAUCAACGCUCACUAAGGCAGUCUUUGGAGGCAGUGAGGAAUGCAGCUCUGGCUGCUGCACGUAUACAAAAUGCUUUUCGUGCACAUUCUUUUCGUAAAAGGAAGCAGAAAGAGGAUCUUGUUUCUGUUUGUCAUGAGUAUGGCAUCACUGCGGCUGACAUCCCUGCACUUUCAGCCACAUCAAAAAUGGCCUUCCCAAAGCUACGUGAUCAGGUUUUACAAAAUGCAGCUGUAAUUAUUCAAAAGAAAUACCGUGGUUGGAGCCGACAUAGAACAUUUCUAGAAUUGAAGCGGAAAAUAAUUCUUAUACAGGCUCACGUCCGAGGUCAUCAGGUGAGGAGGAAGUUGUUCAGAUGGGCCGUUGGUAUUCUUGAAAAGAUUUUGUUACGGUGGCGCCGCAAAAGAGUUGGGCUACGUGGAUUGCGACAAGAAACAGAAUUGGCUGAUGUAAGUGACGAUGAAGACAUCCUUAAGGUGUUCCGAAAGAAGAAAGUUGAUGUCACAGUUGAAAAAGCUGUUUCAUGGGUGGUAUCUAUGGCCCAUUCUCCUGAUGCACGCGGACAAUACCGCCGCCUCCUUGCAAGCUACCGGCAACAAGUUAAGGCGGAAUCAUGUACAGAAACAUCAUCAGCUUCUCGAGACGAUUCUGACUCCAUGGAGACCAACAACAAUGAUGAUUUCUUUCGGUUCCCAUUAUAGCAAAUCUGUAAUCACAUGAUCUCUGAUUUGCGCAAACCAAAUGUUUCAAAUUCUGUACAUACACAUUACAAUGAGCCUGAUAUGUAUUAACCAUACCGACCAGAAAAACCAAUCCACUAUCGUACCCAAAUCAAGUGAGUAAUAUUUAUCUUAUCAAUAUGUACCUUUUUUUCUUUUUCUUUUCUUGAAUGAAAGAUUAAAAUCCGUCCCAAAGUGCUGAGGAGGCACUGAAAAGAUACAUAAGAGGCAGCACUACAAUACAAUCUGACCAGAUCGACCACCUCUACAAUCUCCUCGACCUCCCUCACGACAUUCCAUCAACAGGUGUAUUUAGAGUGUAAGAUGCGUAUCAAGGUUGAAAUAAUAAACACGUGAUGACACCUCGACAGAAUAUACCCAACACGUGUCACUAUCCCACGUUUCAUUUGCUCCAUUGGAAGAUAAAACUGCUUUAUUUUGAUUCCUCUGUUGGGUAAAUGGAAAAAGAAGCAGCCAUGACUGAUGAUAAUAAAAUUCUCAUUGAGGUUAAGAAAAUCAGCGAUGAUGACGGAAGUGGUAGUAGUAAAACAGUAGUUAUAUCUGGGGGCGAUGAUGAGCUUCCUCAGAUGGAGUUGUUAAAUGAAGAUAAAGUGUCUUCUACUAAUAAGUUGCCAGCAGAACAACCAGUCGUUGAUUCGAAAGAGACUGCGUGUUCUAUAUUAGGCAAUGUUGAAGUAGAGAAGAAAAAUGAGAAAGGAAUGGAAGAGAUAGUUAAAGAACUUAAGAAAGUCCAGAAACAAAAUUCAAUAACUCAUUGUCUACUUUCUGUUAUGAUAUUGCUUACGGUAGCGUGGCAAUUAUCUGAGGUUUCACUCAUAUUAACGGUGAAGAAUAAGUUUACAAACCCUUUUAAGUCAGUUGGGAAUUUGAUUAAAGGGGCUAUCGCUGGUGGUGGUAUUGGGGGUGUUAGGGAAAGAAUUGUUGAAGGGAAAAGUAGCUGUGAAAAUGAUUCUAAAUCAAUAGUUUCAGAUUUUUGUUCGCAGAUUGAACCACCUCCUCUUCCCGAGCUAAGGAUUCCAGAUCUUGGGAAUAUGGACUUUCCUGGCUUAGGGUCAAAUGGUGGCAAUGAGGUUUAAUGAUGGGUGUUAUUUUUGCUGUCAUUAAUAGGAUUGAGUAAUUAAAUUUUAAAAACCUUUUCUUCUGUAAUCUGGUAUGUGUUUCUAAUCCUAUUUCAGCCGGGUUUGGAAUUGUCAGCUAUGGCUUUUGAUUGAAACAACAUAAAAUGGCGUCAGUACUCAAAUCAAAAUCAUGCAUGUUUGUAUCAAUUAGUGUAAUAAUAAUCUGGUAGGCUUUCAAAGUCAAACAAACCUUGAACAAAAUUUUCUUCAAUAAUAUGCUGAUUGGUA